ACUAUUCCUACACUGUCUCUCUCUCUCCUCACACACACACAUACACACUGAGCUGAGCUUGAAGAAAAUGUCAAGAAGCAGAAGAGUUUCAGUUUCUUCCAUUAUUGGACCAAGAAUUGCUCAUAAUUGUCAACAAGGUACAAUAUUUCCCUCUUUUUUAUUUGUUGUGUUUGGUUGUUUUCUCUCUACUACCCAAAACCCUAGUUCUCCUUCUUCUCCUCCUCAACCUAAAAAUUUACACACACACCGAAGCAAUUCGCGGCAAAAUGAUCUCGAAGAUGCUGUAAAUUGGUUCAAUUGCAUGCUCCAAAUGCGACCUUUGCCCUCCAUUUCUCAAUUCAAUAAAGCUUUAGGAACUAUUACGAGAAUGGGUCAUCACGCCUUUGCUCUUUCUCUUAUUCACAAAUUGCACUUCUUCAUUGGCAUUCAGGUGGAUAUUUACACCUUCAACAUUGCUAUUAACUGUUACUGCCGCCUCAAUCGAGUCGAUUUUGGGUUGUCUCUUUUAGGUUCCCUCUUCAAACGCGGUUUUACACCUGAUGCAUUUACCUUCAACACUUUGUUAAAUGGACUUAUUUUGGUAGAUAAAACCCCUGCAGCUGUGGACUUAUUUAAGAAAUUAAUGAGAAUGAGAGAAAUUGAACCCGACGUGGUUAUGUAUGGAACCAUUGUUAAUGGGCUUUGUAGAACGGGGAACACUAUCAGGGCUGUUAGUUUGCUUAGGAUAAUGGAAGAGGGAAGUUGUAAACCUGACACCAUAGUGUAUACCACGAUUAUUGAUAGUCUUUGCAAGGAUAGAAUGGUGGAUGAUGCUAUGAAACUCUUUUCUAAGAUGAAUGAACAAGGCAUUCAUCGAGAUGUUGUCAUUUAUACCUCUUUGAUUCAUGGCCUAUGUAAUUUCGGUCGGUGGAAAGAGGCUACCGAAAUGUUAAAAGAAAUGUUGAAUAGCGGUAUAGCUCCAAAUGUUCAUAUGUAUAAUGUGUUGGUGGAUGCACUUAUCAAGGAAGGGAUGGCGAAAGAGGCUGAGGAGUUUUUUGAUGUCAUGACACAAAGAGGUGUGGAUCCUGAUGUAGUCACAUAUAAUACUCUAAUGAAUGGAUAUUGUUUACAUGGCCACAUAGAUGAAGCAAUGAGAGUGUUCAACAACAUGGUGGACAAGGGCCUUCACCGUAAUGUUUUUAGCUAUACCAUUCUAAUCAACGGAUAUUGCAAGAAGAUGAAAAUAGAUGAGGCCAUGCAUCUCCUCCGAGAAAUGCCUCGAAGGGGGUUGAAACCUGACACUAAAACUUUCAGUGCUAUGUUACAGGGUUUGUUUCAAUUAGGUAGAUGUGGUGCUGCUCAAGAACUUUUUAGUCAGAUGCAAGUUGCGGGCCUAAUACCAAAUGCCAUGACUUAUUGUAUCAUGUUGGAUGGGCUAUGCAAAAACGGGCAUAUUUCUGAAGCAUUGUCAUUAUUCCACAUGAUGGAAAGCAACGAUUUAGAUCUUGAUGUUGCUAUUCAUAAUGUUCUCAUUAAUGCAUUCUGCAAGGAUAAAAAACUUGAUACCGCAAAGGCCCUUUUCUAUAACCUUUCUUCCAAGGGAUUACAUCCUGAUGUUAAGACAUACACUAUGAUGAUACAAGGCCUUUGUGAACAAGGCCUACUAGACGAAGCCAAAGAGUUGUUUGUGAAAAUGGAACAGAAUGGUUGUUUGCCAAAUGAUGUAACUUACAACAUUGUCAUCCAAGGAUUUCUUGGGCAACAGAAGUACCAUGAGGCGUCUAUACUCCUUAAGGAAAUGAUUGGAAUGGGGUUUUCAGCAAAUGCAUCUACUUCUUCCUUGAUUGUAGAUCUAAUCACAACUAAAGGACAAGAUCCCACUCUUCGAGAAGUGAUAAAGAAGUUCAUGCCAAAAGAUAGUCAUGGAAUGCAUGAUAUUGAGUAAAUUUCUUAAUUGUGAAGGGACUUUGUUAAAGGAUCCAGGUGCUAAUUAUUGAGAUUAUUCAAAUCCUUGAUGGAGUUGUAAAGGCUGUAUCAUCUCGGACUGGGAAGGAUUUCUUGUGUAAUCAAGGAAUUUGCGAAGAGGAUAGGUUCAGAGAUUGAAGCCAAGUUCUUGUCAAUUUUGUGUGCUAUUAGAAAAAAUCCAUGUAUGUGGAAAAUUGAUCUCUCUUUUUGUGCCGAGGUGACCUGUCUCCACGAAAAAGGGAAAAUGGCAAGAAGAAAAAGUACAGGCUUACCCUGUUGAUCAACCAACGACAAACUCUGAAAAUCACUUCUUUCACUUGAUUCUUCAAGAGAUAGUUGUAAUGUCCUUAAGAACAUCCUACAGUGCAUGGGUAGGUUCAGGUAAGAGAGGUGAAAUUGAUGUUUCCCGGUUGAUGUUCAUAGAAGCUUUAUGGCAACAUCCUUCAACAGCUGUGUCUUGUAAAGAAAUGUUCCCCGGUUUAUACACAAAUAGGAGAACAAGGAUGGAUACUAAACUAAUUGACUGUCAAUCAGAGGGUGCAUGGGAGUAACUCAGACCUUUUGCAUUUGCAAUGAUUCUAUAUGUAACUAUUUUCCUUGGUAGAAACAUGUACUUAGCAUUCUUACAAUUUCUGUACCCACUGAGCUUUGAACCACUCAGUUUACCAGGCAUAGCAUUACAAGUUUCUUUUUUCUAAACUGUUUGCAGCAAAUUAUGGUCUCUGAAAUACUGGCUGGUGAUUCUUUUUCUUUUGUUUUUGAUGAGAGAUUGCUUAUAAGAUUUUUUUCGUUUUUUUUUUUAAUGAAUUUGUUGUCAAUUUAGAUUUUUAAAAUUGGUGA
Molecule: messenger RNA, 2784 nt
Organism: Camellia sinensis
Lineage: Eukaryota; Viridiplantae; Streptophyta; Magnoliopsida; Ericales; Theaceae
Source: RefSeq, a predicted model, not a curated record